Messenger RNA from Fusarium subglutinans, 1638 nucleotides. Its product is annotated as galactose-binding like. The record is from RefSeq and is a predicted model, not a curated record. Gene Ontology annotation, molecular function: dipeptidyl-peptidase activity. The transcript has a single exon. Bases 1 to 1638 code for a protein of 545 amino acids. NCBI's taxonomy places the organism in Eukaryota, Fungi, Ascomycota, Sordariomycetes, Hypocreales, Nectriaceae.
AUGCCGCCCAUUGAACGCGGCUGGGUCACCUUCUUCGUCGACCGCGUCUUCGGCUGGUGGUCCGGCUUACCUGGAGAAACAAGCAGCUACACAACCGAGUUCAUCCAAAUCCCCAUCAACGAUGUAAAACUCGCUGCAAAUCUGUAUCAACCAACCACUCCACCCCUCGGCACCAUCCUCAUCCGCACAUCAUAUGGUAUCGCACCGCUCAUGGCUCUGGGAAACGCACGUAUGUUCGCUUCAAGAGGUUACCAGGUCCUCCUUGCCGCUUGCAGAGGCACAGAUUCCUCUGACGGUCAGGACAUCGUACCCGCAGUUCAUGAAGCACACGAUGGUCUUGCGACUGUUUCUUGGAUGCGCGAACAGCCGUGGUAUACUGGAUCUUUCGCUACGUAUGGAGGAUCGUAUCUUGGACAUACGCAGUGGGCUAUUCUGACGGAUCCACCGCCGGAUAUGAAAGCUGCUGUUAUUAGCACUGGCCCAGUCGACUUUGGUUCUUUUACCUGGGGCACUGGGGCGAUGGAAACACAUAUGAUUGCCUGGGCGGCUUUGAUGACUGCUCCGAAGCGGGGGAUAACUCCUGGCUUGCCGUAUAUCAGGAAAUUGCCGAAAAUCCUGCAGCCUGUUUAUGAUUGUCUGCCUUUAAUGGAUGGUAUAAAAGAGCAUUUACAGAAUAAGGAGCCUCCUUGGUUGGAAGAGUUGAUCAGUCAACCUGACACAUCGACUCCGUUUUGGUCACGGGCUAAUCAGAGUGCUGCACUUAAAAAGGCCAAGAUUCCAAUCUUGCAGUCUACAGGCUGGAACGAUAGCGUUCUACCCAUGGUUCUGAACCAGCACCGUGUUUUAGUGGAACAAGGAGCACCGGCUUUUCUGACUAUCGGUCCAUGGUCACAUCUUGGCUCACAACAAGAACCAACGUUGGUUGAGGGCUUAAAGUUCUUUGACCACUAUCUCGCUGGUCGCGGCACCGCUCCUAGAACAUCCUCAUGUCGAGUCUUCGUUACAGGAUCGAAUGAAUGGCGAGAAUUGGCCAGCUGGCCACCGCUCACUUCGUCCACCCAAAACUUCUACCUAUCCCCCCAAACACUGAGCAAGGAACAACCUGGGCAGACAUGGAACUUAAGCUUUACAUUCAACCCCAGUUACGCAACCCCCCCUAUCGGUAUGCCCCGACCUUUCGAUGAUGUCCAGCCUGCAAACUACAACGACACCGAGCUCGCACAGCGCUCAGAUGUUGCUGUCUUCGAUACCCCACCACUCCAAAGUGAUAUAGAGGUCUACGGAAAACCAUUGAUCGAACUUCAUCACAGCACUGACAAUCCACACGCGGACAUUCUAGUUCGACUCAGCGAAGUGGACAGCAGUGGAAAGUCUAGACGUGUAAGUGAUGUUUAUAAGCGCCUUGAUCCUGCGAGAGGUCUUGAGCCGCUGGGUCUCGCGUUGGUGGAUUGCGCGCAUGUUUUCUGUAAGGGAAAUAAGAUUCGUGUGAUUAUUGCUGGUGGUGCACAUCCAGCUUAUUUGCAUAACCUGGGAACGGGGGAGAACCAGGCAUAUGGGGUGAGGACCGAACCGGUAGUUCAUACAAUUCACCAUUCUAAAGACGCUGUGUCGAGAUUAACUCUCCCUGUCACGGCUUGA